Pleuronectes platessa (European plaice) is the source of this 3772-nucleotide messenger RNA. It is a transcript of the gene rab21, whose product is annotated as RAB21, member RAS oncogene family. Lineage: Eukaryota; Metazoa; Chordata; Actinopteri; Pleuronectiformes; Pleuronectidae. Gene Ontology annotation, molecular function: GTPase activity; GTP binding. Gene Ontology annotation, biological process: Rab protein signal transduction. Bases 314 to 976 code for a protein of 220 amino acids. The transcript has 7 exons. The record is from RefSeq and is a predicted model, not a curated record.
GGCUAACAGCUAACUUCCAGAGACGCCAUUAGCUGGGUGAGACACAGCCAGACGCAGGAGCUCGAAAAGCGGAAUAACUCCGGAGUGUGGCCCCGGUCCCGUCGCGUCUGUUGCCUGAUAACGACCGACGUCGGGUUGUGUGCAGCUGUCGACGCGCUCCUCCGCGGAUCCCCCCGGUUUCUGCGGAAGUCGGAAGCCGAUGUGAGCUGCGCAGGACUUCGCAGCGACCCGGGCUAACGUUAGCAGCGCUGGCUCGACGCCGCUUGUUUUCAUUAACGGCGACAACAAAUUAGCGCAAAUCAAACUUCCAGCCAUGGCGGCCGGAGGGGCGGGCGGCAACAGCGGCAAGACGUACUCCUUCAAGGUGGUGCUGCUGGGGGAAGGCUGCGUGGGCAAGACGUCGCUGGUGCUGCGCUACUGCGAGAACAAGUUCAACGACAAGCACAUCACAACUCUACAGGCGUCCUUCCUCACGAAGAAGCUCAACAUCACGGGCAAGAGGGUGAACCUCGCCAUAUGGGACACCGCGGGUCAGGAGAGGUUUCAUGCGUUAGGUCCCAUCUACUACAGAGACUCCAAUGGAGCCAUACUAGUGUACGACAUCACAGACGAAGACUCGUUUCAGAAGGUGAAGAACUGGGUCAAAGAGCUGAGGAAAAUGUUGGGCAACGAGAUUUGUCUAUGUAUAGUAGGUAACAAAGUUGAUUUGGACAAAGACAGACAUGUUUCAGUUGAAGAGGCAGAGAGUUACUCCGAGUCUGUCGGAGCCAAACACUACCACACAUCAGCCAAGUUAAACAAAGGCAUCGAGGAGCUGUUCCUGGACCUUUGUAAAAGGAUGAUGGAAACGGCUCAGGCUGAGGAGAGGCUGAAGGGCAACGGGGCCAGCCAAUCGGCUUCGAGUAGGCGGGGAGUACAGAUAGUGGACGACGAACCACAGGCCACGCCGGCCGGAGGCUGCUGCUCCUCUGGCUGACACACACACUUUUACUUCAACACACACAUACACACACAUUCAUCAGUGUCUCCGUUGUCUGGUCCAUCGGCUCUAAAUCCUAAACUAAUCUGCUGUUUGUGCUGCUAAGGAGCAUGGGAAAUUACUCUUCACUUACUUAAUCCAGCGUGCCCUUACUAAACAAGUCACUGAAGUCGUUAUGAUUGAAACCAGUGACAAGAUUCUCUAAAAGUCUCAUUUUAGCACUUUACUAUCCUCCCAUAUAUGGAAAUACAACAACGCAACAGUAUUUUAAAAACAAAGCAGUGGCCAAUGUUCCAGAAAACUCCAAUUUCAUAUUUAAAUUAUCAUUAAAACAGUCGAACAUUAUUUCAAAGAAGAGUCUCAGGCUUCAGCAAACACACAAACAUGCACACGCACAUGCACACACUGUACAGACGUCCAAUAAACUCCAUAUUCAUCAGUAAAUAUAAACACCAGUUUGUAGUGGAACGUCUCCACCUGCUGGACAAACAUCAGACUGCAGACGAGGUCGUUGCAGGUCGUCACCACGAGGAGCAGCCUACAUGUCCAACCUGACCGCCAGGGGGAGCUGCAGCGGCAUUUAGUCAAUAAAGUUAUUACAAAAUAAAACUUCUCAUUAAUAUAAAACAAACAUGGGUUCUGCAGAACCUGGUUUUAUUUGUUUAAAUUAAACUGCACUUUAUCCUAAUCAAAUCUGCAGAUAAUAUGUCGAACAUGAAAACAUGAUAUUUAUAGUUUAUUUAAAAAAUAAAAAUUUAUAAAGAAGUCAAAUUGAUUCAUUUGAAUUAAUUAUCAAAACAUAAAGAAAUUAAAACGAUAUAAAGCAAAGAAAAGCUGAAAAUUCUUGAAUCUGGGAAUCAGAGAAAAGACAUCAAAUUUAAACUUUAAAUAUUUUGUUCGUUUGUUAAUCGACUAAUCAUCAGAGUUCAAAUCAAUAAUAACGUUUAAUCAGCUGUGCUCCGUCUUUACCCGAAAGUUGAGUCGAUGGUUUUAACAAUAACACACACUUCUCUACAACAACAACAACAACACACCCACACUGUCGCUGCCGGGCAGAGAAACUGUGCAUGUUUGAAUUCUGUAAAAGGCUUUUUUGUUUGUUUUUGACUUUUAAAAAACUUGGUGAAUAAAUAAAAGAGUGAGCAGCGGUUAUUUAAUAAGUUAAAGUCACGUGGCAGUGAUGGAUCUGAUCUGUUCAUGAAUCCUUCUCUCUUCUCGCUGCUGUGUUCGUUUCCUGUUGUUUCUCCUGCAUCAAUCUGCUUAGUGAAGAAAACACACAAAUAACAACAACCUGGACGUUUUGUUGCCUUCGGGGGGGAAGUUCUGUUUGUUAUGGAGAAACAACGACGUGUGGAAAAGGAAAAAAUAUCAGCACACCUUUUGGAAAUGUAAUUUUUUUAAACUGCUAGUGUCAAAAGUGUUUUGUAAAGAUAAUAGAACAAUUAUAACGAUUUACACAACGCGUGGAGGUGUCGCACACAUUGUCGUUCUUUCAUUUUGCACUUUUACUGAGUUUGUUAACGUGUGAUUCACAGACAAACAUGAGCAGUGAUUUUAUUUAAUAACUUGUGUGCUUUAUGGACACAUUGAUAUCUCAGGAUGAAGAAGACGAUCCAGAUCUCAUGGCUUCACCUUUUGCAGCUGCUACAUCGUCCAUCUUUAUUUACAAGUAUGACUGAGGUAGUUUAUGAUGGAACAUAUGUUUCAUCAGUUUUUAAAACAUUUUGGUUAUUUAGAUAUUUUUAAUUUGGUUUAAAGUUGACGACCGAGUCACUUCAAACGAAGAGUCGGAGCCAUAAUGAAAUCUGGAGAUUCACGAGUAAAUUAAUUAUCUUUGCUACUGAUUUCCUUAAAUAAGUUCAAUUUUCCCUUUGAUAUUAUUUUCUCAUUGAAUAACUUUUUUCUUAUGUAACAAAUCAGUCAAAUUACACUGAAGCUCUUUUAGUAAGUUUAUUGUGCUUUAGAUAUAAAGUGAUAUUCUGCAGCAGUUGCCGUUUGGAGUCAGUCGACACACACACACACACACACACACACACGUACAGACACACAGACACACACAGUUUACUGUCUAUGUUUUAUUUGGAAUCUUUUCACCAUCAAACAUGAAAACAAGGACAACUUUUUAAGAAAAUUAAAAACCUGUAAAGUGACUUCUUCCCUUUAACAACACUUUACACUGUAACAGGAAGAGACAGUAACACACAGAACCGACCCAGUCACAUUCAAUACAAAGUGUAGAAUAUCAAAAAUAUUUAAAAAAUAGAAAUAAACUACGAUCUCAAACCAUUCACAGCUGAAUGGAAAAAUUAUUCUUCAAACAAUUCUAUUUGUUUAAACAGAGUUAAUUGCACUUUUAUCAGACGUCUGCUUUUCCUGAACUUAAAGAAAACUAGAAGCAAACAGUGGUUUGAAGAACAUUUGGUUUUCAGUGUGAAAGUUGUUUGUGUAAAGAUGAUAAAAAAAAUUAUUUUAGAGAAGAAUCUGUUCUUGUUUUUCUACACGAUCACAAGACAAAAUAAAGUUUCACAAACUAAAAACAUUUAAAUAUUUUGAGGUAAAAAGGUCAAUUAAACUAAUUAAUAACCUUAAUUUAAAUCUGCUGAACUGGUUAUUAUUUGUCUAUAUGAAAACUGAUCUGGAUUUUCUGAACUUUUUCGAAAUUUAAAGCCGGAAUUCUUUUAAAAAGUCAGAGAUUUGAGUCUCAGUGAAACAUCUUCUCUUUUAUCUCCUGACGUAAGAAACUUUCUAACCAGAAAAGUCUUGUGAUCGUUAGAAAAACUUCAACAAACAUCC